AUGGAGAGCUUGAUUGGACUGGUGAAUAGGAUUCAGCGCGCCUGCACAGUCCUCGGGGACCAUGGUGGUGGCGAGGGAGACGCCCUUCCCACUCUCUGGGAAGCUCUUCCGUCCGUGGCCGUCGUCGGGGGGCAGGUCGGUUCCCUUCCAACUUUCUGCACACAGAAAAUAGCCGGAUCUGGACUUUCUGGCCUUCGAUUUGGGAUCUGGAUUCAUUUUUUUUUUCUGAUCUUCUGUGUGCAGAGCUCUGGGAAGUCCUCGGUGCUGGAGAGCAUAGUCGGGCGAGAUUUUCUUCCUCGGGGAUCAGGUCGAUGAGUGCCUAUUUGCCAAUCCUUAUGUUUCUUGAUCUGGAUCGAUGUCUUUCUCACUCCUUUAUAUUUCUUCAAGACAGGAAUUGUGACCAGGCGUCCGUUAGUCCUGCAGUUGCACAAGACUGAUGAAGGGCAGGUUGAGUAUGCCGAGUUCCUUCAUUUGCCGAAGAGGAGAUUCACGGAUUUCGGUACGCUAAUAAUAGACUCUUGCACUUCGAUUUUUUUUUAAUUUCUUUAGGAAAUAUGCAGUAGUCAUGCAUUAUUUAUUAAUUUGAUAGAUUCGAUUUAUGUUGGGUACUUCUGUUAAUAGACAUAGCUGUUUUCACCCAACUAGGAACUUUAUGAGUAUAUAGGAGUGUAAGUCAACGGAUCUUUAGAAUCUGUGUUUUCAAAACGUCAAAACUGUUAUUUUUUGCAACUACAACUUCUUCCUCCUAAUAUACUGAUGUAUGUUAAUCGAUCGGAAAGGUGGUAAUAAUCCUGUCAUUGGUCUUUCGAAAAAGCUGAGGUAGAGACAUCAGCUCCGAAUCAAACUUGAACAUCGAUUUAAUUGCGUAAUGUUAAGUCUGGUUAGGUUAUCUCAGGCCAUGGUUUGUAAGUUUCAAUCGAUUUCAAGAUGCUAGUCCAGCUUAGGUGGAUAUUGAUAAGAAACACCUCAUAGUUAAGGGGAUUGUUGGCUUGGCUGAGAGUUUUUUGGUCGUUUUAAUAUCUGAGAAGAUUAGUUAUUUUUAAUGACGCGCUCAUGUCAACCUAAGUCGCCAAUUUCGAUGAGUUUUUACCGAAUUAGGAAGAGGGGAUCAAGGUCUGAAACGAGUAGCAUCCCUUUUCAAUUUUCUGAUACGUUUUCUAAGUUAAUGGGGGGUCAGUCACAUCUUUCUCAUGCGAAGAUCUCACCUGCCGAAUCUUGUGCAAGAACCGAACAGUGUCCUUUUUGUGCUAGUUCUGGAUAUUAGUCCUAUGAUCUCAUCGGUUGACUAGACUUGUUCAUACACUUUGUCAGGCCGUUGCCAGGAAAUAUUUUCUAUGGUUACUAGUCUGCUCCCUUCUAUCCAGAUAUUGCAUGUGGAAAUUAGUUAUUUCUCCUAAAAUUGUUGAUAUCUAAUUUAUGUAUACAGUUUUUUAUCUCCUGAGUAAUUUAAUGUUUUUCUUUUUCUCUUACAGCUGCUGUGCGGAAGGAAAUUCAAGAUGAAACUGAUAGGAUAACAGGAAAAUCGAAGCAGAUCUCUCCUGUCCCGAUUCACCUCAGCAUUUACUCUCCAAAGGGUUAAAUUUUGCUAUAUCCUCUUAUCUUCACGAUUCUUUACCUCCUACUGAUUUUUUAGCGCUUUUUCCAAGAUGACCAAUGAAAUUAAGGGUCACUUUCUCUUAUUGGAUGAAUCUUUGUCAGAAAAUGUGGUAUUUCCCCGUACUAUUCACUUUUGAUCCUUUGGUGUCAAUUUCGGUUGUGUUUCAGAAAAAUCUAAUUUCCAAAGAAGUGGGUCAUGAAGAUGAGACAACGAAAAUUAAAAUCAUUUUCCAUUCUUGAAAGUUUUAGAAAUUAUCUAGGUGACAAGAGUUACACCAUUGGAGAAAUUACAACGUGUCAUAUACCUAACAUCACUCUCUCAGCCUUAAUUUGUUUUAAAAGUUAGAAUAAAAUCAGCUGAUCUUAUGAGAAAAUUUGCCUUUAAAAACGUCUGUGCUUCAUGUUUCAGGUUAAGAUGACGACUUCCUACAUUGUGUGAAUGGAAAACAGGUUGGGUCAAGGACGAAUAGGUUUAUUCAGGAGUCUCACUUGGUUUUUAGAUUUGGUGUGUUGGAUCUUGAGUUGAAUCCGGCAGACAUUGUCUCCCAGUAGAUAUACGAUAUUUGCCAAAGCUAAUCUAGUCAAAUGGUACUAAAAAAUGAUAAACAUUUAUGAGUUUAACAAAUGAAGCACACUUAUUUAUGAGAGGAUAAUUGUAAUCAGAUUUAAUAUAAUUGUUAUUAUAAUUAGCUGACAUAAUUAUUACACAAGCAAUUCCCUUUGUAAGGAUAGGGAGAAAUUUUCUGUUGUCUUCAUGAAAGUGUUGUGGUUUAUACUUUCUGAGUCUGUUGGUUGAUAACCUUUUUUUUCCAAAUUGGGUUGGCUUUCAAAAUUUAUUGGAUUAGUUUAGCAGGUCAAUGAUGAUAUAGACUAUGUGGUUCUUGUGCUUAUUUGAAAUUUCAAUGUAUUUAUUGUACUAAUGCGAGUUAGAUGAAAAAAUAGUGAUAAUAGUACAACCCUUUCACUUGGUUACGUUACAUGCAAAAAAUCUUCAUGAAAGUACUCUGAUAUACUUGUGUGUCAAAUCCUUCUUGUUUUGCCUCCUAACUCUGUUUCUACCUUCCUUUGUUAGUUUUAUCCAUGUAAAGCUCACCCCAACAUAAAAGCUGGUGUAUUUUUUUUUAAUUUUUAUUAAGUCUUUCCUGAAUAAAACAGGGUAUCACAACUUAUCUUAGAAAAUUAAAAUUUGGGAGAGUUAUGCUUUCGUGUGAAUACAUUUCUUUAUCUUAUCAGUAUUGAAGCAAUGCUGUCAUCAUAUUUAGCAUUUCUAGGUCUGAUGCAUUGAUGAUGAAUUUUGGGAGUUAUCGUUUCAUGUGUCUUGAAUGUUGUAAUACUUCUAUUACCAUAUAUUUUGUUGAUUAUGCUUGUCCUGUUGUUUCUUCUAAAUGCAUUAAUUUAUUUUACAUUUUGCAAUUACCUUCUGAGGGAGCAAUUUUUUGUCUACUUUCCCAUUUUACGUCCUAUAUGUUAUUAGCAAGGUACCUAACAUCUGUUGUAUUUUCCUGCAGUUGUUAACCUAACUUUGGUUGAUUUACCUGGUCUGACGAAAGUUGCUGUAGGUACGUAUGCACAUGACAAUUUGUACGAAGUACCAUAUAACACAUUUUCUUUGAUUUUAGAUAAUGAAAAAUGCUAUCUUUUUCAGAGGGACAGCCAGAAACUAUUGUUCAGGAUAUUGAGAACAUGGUGCGGUCAUAUGUUGAGAAGGUAUGUAUUAGCUGUCCUCUUUUUCGCUGCCAUGAAAAUAAUGGUCCUAUCCCAUUAAUCCCUGAUUUUUCUCCUUUUCUUUUAUUUGUCAUCUGUAAUGACAAACUUAGUGCUAUUGUGCUUUCGCGAUAAUCUUCGGUUAUAUCCUAAACUCUGUGGGUGCCAUUCCAAAUAAACUUUUGGUGUUUAAAAUGCUUGUGCUUUAGGGACAAAAAUGGUUCACCAAAUGAAAAUGAAGUUAAGAUAAAAAUUUAGCAUGAUGCAAAUUAAUGGUCAUGAGCUGUUUGGCUUAGAUAUAUUGCCUAUUUAUCGUGGGCUGGCUCACGUUAUUUUUACCAAGGUUCACGUAUUGAGCAAUGUGUGUGACAUAUGAUGAAUUCAAGGUUGACUGAUGAAAUCGGGCUACAUGAAUAUUUUAUCAGUUUUAGCAGAACACAUAUUUGAUCGUGGGUUAGUAGUUUCAUUGGAACUGUAACAAACGGCUGUUUCGGAUAAAUGUUAGGGCCGCAUAACUACGAAGAUAGAUGCCCAAACAUCACGUGGCAUCAUCAAUGCAUUUAAAAGCAGAACUUAACCAAUAAGAAGAGAGUUUUAAGUGCUUACUCCAGAUCAAGUUCUCUACUAUGACGCACAAUAUCUUCAAGGGCUUGUGAAGGAUAGCAUGGUAAAGGAGCCUUGCUGAUUUAGUGGCAAUCUGAUCAUUAUCUCAGUUAGUCUUAAGACUAAUUUGUUUAUAAAAGGCUAGAACUCUGUCAUGCAGACUGACAGACUUCAUGUUUUAAAAAGUAAUGGUAAUUCCUUCUACAUUUCCGUAGGUAAAGAUGGCUUUUCAUGUGGUCAAAGAAUGCAUGGAAGAUAAAUAUUCGGAAUUAAGCGUGGAAGAUAAAUUCUCCAUGCUAAACUUGUUCAAGGAAUAUAUGAAUACUCACAGGAUAUACAUAGUUACAUAAUUUCUCAUGUUAGUUUCAGUCAAUGAUUCUCAGCUGUCAAAAGAAACCUCAUGUCACGUCCUAGUCAUUCUUAGAAAUAGGUGAUAAGGACACACUCGACAGUUAAACAAAAAGCAUCUAAAUAUUAAGUGUCAACAAACUUGACUGACCCAAUGUAUUGUUACAUAUUUAUAUAGUUUUCUGUCUUCAUUUUCUCCCAUCCCCAAUGGAUGGAUUCAAUUUGUUUCUUUUGAUUGCCCUUAACAUGGCUUCAAAAAUCAUGUUUUCUGUGUCUAACUAAUUUUUCUUUCAUAAAUUUUUUCCUGCUUCAGCCAAAUUGCAUCAUUUUGGCAAUUUCUCCGGCUAAUCAGGAUAUAGCAACCUCUGAUGCAAUUAAACUUGGUAGAGAGGUUGAUCCCACAGGUAUUUCCCACUUAUACUGUGUUAUAAGUAUGUGCACAUUAAUGGUGCUAAGAUGUUCUUCAUUUGAAAAAUGUUACAGGCGAGAGAACUUUUGGGGUGUUGACAAAGCUUGAUUUGAUGGACAAGGGAACAAAUGCACUUGAUGUAAGUUCUGGACCUUCUUAACACUCUUUAAUUGUGUGCCCCUCCCCCACAACCAAGAAAACGGAAAAGAUAGAAACGAGAGAGCAUGAAGAUCAGUUGUAUCAUUUAAGCCUGGAUACUUUCCAGGCUGCUGUUUCCUCUAAAGGUAGCUGAUACAUCUGUAUCGUUUUCUUUAUUCAGGUUCUUGAGGGAAAGUCUUAUAGACUGCAACAUCCCUGGGUUGGGGUUGUUAAUCGUUCACAAGCAGAUAUCAAUAAAAGUACUGAUAUGAUGGCUGCAAGACAAAGAGAACGAGAUUAUUUUUCUAGCAGUCCUGAUUAUGGGCACUUGUCUAGUAAAAUGGGUUCUGAAUAUCUUGCCAAACUUCUCUCCAAGGUGAAUGAUUUCAUCAACUUGCAUUGGUCAGUGCUUAAAUUAGACCAAGAGAAUGUACUAAUUGCCUUAUUUUUCAGCAUCUAGAAAGUGUGAUCCGGUCACGCAUACCAAGUAUACUCUCGUUGAUUAACAAAACUAUUGAUGAGCUUGAGGCAGAGAUGGAUCAUCUUGGUAGACCUAUUGCUCUUGAUUCUGGGGUGAGGCAGUUAUCCUUGUAUUUUGUUUUUUAGUUUAACCAAUUUUUGUUACCUGUCUGAACAUGGUUCAUUUUGUACCCUUUCAGGCUCAAUUAUACUCUAUAUUAGAGGUCUGUCGUGCAUUUGAUCGUAUAUUUAAAGAACAUCUUGAUGGAGGGUAAAUGACUCAAUUUAUAUUUCCGACUCUAUUUAUUCCUGGACGAGAAUUGCCUUCUUUAUGACAUCAAAUAUGCAAGCAUUUAUUUUUUUUGAUAUUAAUUGCAGUUUAUAUGUAAUGUUUAAUAUUGAUUCCUUGAUUGAGUCUCCCUCUUACCUGUGCAUAACCGAUGUCAAUCUUACUAAAUGCAGUAAUAUCAUGGUCCAGGAAAAUGCAGAAUCUGAGAUUUGAUAAUAUGCCAACAGUAGUGUAGAAAUAAUUAUUUUUUUUGUAAUCUUUAGUUCGAUAAAUUUUCCUCGAAAAGUUAAUGAUAUAAAUACGACAAAUCCAUGAAAAAAUGAGCAGACUUUUCUUUUAUAGCAUUUCCGAGAUUAGAACCUGAUCAUCAAAGAUUAUUGAAUACCGAAUGUCAGUCUUAAGACUAAAGAAAGUAUCCUCAUCUUUACUAGAAACGUGCUUCUAUCCAUCCAGUUGGUUUUUUUUCAGUGAGAUUUAAUAUUAUACUUCAAGUGUCUUAUUUGAAUUAUCAACAAAAUGCUCAGUCCUCUGCACGUUCACUUGCAGGCGGGCUGGCGGUGAUCGAAUUUACGGAGUCUUUGACAAUCAGCUUCCGGCAGCUCUGAAAAAGCUCCCCUUUGACCGUUAUCUCUCUCUUCAGAAUGUCAAGAAAGUUGUCUCAGAAGCUGAUGGUUACCAGCCUCACCUGAUCGCCCCCGAGCAGGGUUAUAGGCGGUUAAUUGAUGGGGCCUUGAAUUAUUUCAAAGGCCCAGCUGAGGCAACAGUUGACGCGGUAUGCUGUUUCCUGCUCCAUUUUUAUCAUUUAUUUUUAUAUUACUGAAUUGGGAAAUAAUAUAAAAUAAUACAAUAUAAUAUGGUGGCGGGGGCGGAUAUUGCAGGUGCACUUCGUUUUGAAGGAGCUGGUGAGGAAGUCCAUAGCAGAGACGCAGGUACGCUGAUGAAUAUUUUUCUCAAUAGGGAAAGAAAAACUUUGAUGGCGCCUAUUCUUAACGAAUUUUAAUCUGUGGAAAGCAGGAGCUGAAGCGGUUCCCUACGCUCCAGUCUGAGCUCGCAGCCGCCUGCUAUGAGGCUCUCGAGAGGUUUCGAGACGACGGGCGGAAGACUACCCUGCGGCUGGUGGAGAUGGAAUCCUCGUACGUGACGGUUGACUUCUUCCGUAAGCUUCCACAGGAGGUGGAGAAGGGGGGGAAUCCCGCAGGCCCCGCCGUUGACCGCUAUGCUGAGGGCCAUUUCAGGAGGAUUGGGUCAAACGUGUCCUCGUACAUUGGGAUGGUCUCUGAUACCCUGAGGAACACCAUUCCAAAGGCCGCCGUCCACUGCCAGGUCAGGGAGGCCAAGCGAUCUCUGCUGGAUCACUUCUACACGCGAAUUGGGAAGAAAGAGGUACGAUUCCGUCGUCCCUGUUGUAUUUAUUUACCAUUUAUGUUUUAUUCCUCUGAAAGGCACGGGGCUCUUGUGGUCAAAAUCCUUGGGUCGGUCUUGGUUGGAUAGUCAAACCCUUACAGGAAAAACGGCUAGUAAUGGCCUCUGUCGUCAAGUGUUAGACCAGUGAACCCCAAUGGCUUUCUAGGUCAACAUCCUGAGGUCUAUCUGGUUUGACAGUCAAACACCAACAGGCGAAACCUGCUCCGUCCAUCUAUGGCUUUUAUGGUCGGUGUGCUCUUGCCCUGUUCGUCCCAUGUAGGACAUUAGACCAGUAAGACUCAAAAGGUCGAUCUGAUGUGGACGGUCAAACCCCAUAAAAAGUCAAAGGUCGGUGGUCGAUCAGUUUUGGAAAGUCAAACACCAGAGAAUCAGAACUUGCUGCAUCCAUGGCUUGGUCGCGGGUCAAUUCUUAGAACAGUAACCUCAAAUGCCAGUCAAGCAAGCCUCAAGGAGAAAUUUGUACCUAAUGAUCCUUCAUCCCGAGGUCAACCGGUGCGGUGACUCAUCCCUCCAUUGUCAACGCUCUCGAGUCAACCCUUCUGACCCCCCGUCCUCGGAUGUCUCGAUCAUCUUCGCUGUUCUAGUGAUCGCCAUUUCUUCUCUCUCCUCCUCUCAGGGAAAACAGCUCUCCCAGAUGCUGGAUGAGGACCCAGCCCUCAUGGAGCGCCGCCUGCAGUGCGCCAAGCGGCUGGAGCUCUACAAGAACGCGAGGGACGAGAUUGACUCCGUCUCAUGGGCCAGGUGA
This is a messenger RNA of Spirodela intermedia, 7716 nucleotides long. Lineage: Eukaryota; Viridiplantae; Streptophyta; Magnoliopsida; Alismatales; Araceae. The record is from the annotation of a GenBank genome assembly.